GGAAGGUCGGUUGGGUGGAAGGAUGCAAAGGCACAAAAAAACAGAAAGGGUGGCAGGGAAAUUAAGAUUGGAGUCGGGACUUGAAAUGAUGACUCAUGUAAUUGACUGCUGAUGACUACGCUACAAACAUUCUGACAGACACAAAAACACACACUCUUCCUCACGACAACCAUCACAGACAGCCAGACAGGACAAGACUGAGACAAAUGUACCUGAAAAGAUCAUUGCCGCCGUCUUCGUUCUCGAAAACCUAGAAAUAUUCUUCUCGUGCUGGCCAUCGGGGGAAUACAGAGCUUUGAUGGUGGUGUAGGACUGUGUAAUGGAAGCCACCUGCCCCCAUAACUCUCUUUCUCGCCUCGGAUCUCCGCCGACAGUAACGGUGCUGUCCACUAUGCAUUUGCACUAAAUACAGUGAAAGUGAACUGGUAAGAAGAGAAGAAAUGAGAAGAAAAUCGCUGGUUGCCUUCUCGGCAGUACUGUUCUGUCUGUGCCGCGCGACAAUCGUCUCCAACCGGACGCGCGGCGGCCGCGACUCGCAAACUUCAUCCACAUCAUCAGACAAGGGAAGCGAGAAGGACGUGGCUGUCUCCCCAAUCUCUGGCCAACAGCAUAUCUACAAUGUUGAUUAUUUCAGUAAGAAUGAAACAAUGGGCUCACCAAGGCGGCAGGGGGACUUCAGCCAUAGGAAUGGCACUUCCUCCAUCAAAACCAGCAAAGGCAAUACAGGCACCACUAUGAUAUUUGGCAGGCCAGACCAUGUUCAAGGUGGAACAGGGUGGGCCAUGGAUGGAGGUGUGGCACCAAUAUGUGCCUACCGGGUGAUGGAGGAGGGAAUCGGGGGGCGGCUGUGUUUUCGACACACACAGCUGGGGUUCAGGUGUCAUCGUGGAGAUUGCCGGACUGUUCCAUCAGCAGGAGGGUCCCUGGUGGCCAACAUUUUGACCAACGGCAGCGUGCUACUACAGUGGACAUAUGAAGAUCUGAGGGGAGAGGCUCAAAGGACAAAUAAAGGAAACACAGCUGGACAUGACCUAGAUAAACAAGAGACAGAGCCUAGAGGAACAAGUGUAGAGGGACAGAAAGGGGCCCCUGGGACAGGGCUUGGGGAAGAGAGCAGGUUUGUAACUGCCCCACCAAAGAGGGUAUUCGGUGGACGACGUGUCAGAAGGGGUGGGUUUGGGCUAAGCUGCUGGUGGAACGGGAGCUACACCCAGUUUGAGUGCGCUAACACCCAUCUUGGCUCUGGUUGCAGGGACUUCUUGCUGACUGAGCUUCAUGAGAACGUCCCUUACCGCAUCUGCCUGCAUCCGCUUGCCUCCACCCUGACACCACAGCUCCACUCAGAAGGAGCAGGCCAGAGGGAGGACUUGUGGAACUGUGUGGAGUUCACUGUCUCACCCUUGGGCAUGCAGGACAUUGUGAUUGCCAUGACAACGGUGGGAGGAGCCAUCUGUGUGAUGCUGGUCAUCAUCUGCCUGCUGGUGGCGUACAUCACUGAGAACAUCAUGAGCCCCAUGACACAGCACUCACACUCCACAUACCACUCUUACCACUAA
This is a messenger RNA of Oncorhynchus keta (chum salmon), 1556 nucleotides long. RefSeq names its product fibronectin type III domain-containing protein 10-like. The coding region runs from base 441 to 1556 and encodes 371 amino acids. The record is from RefSeq and is a predicted model, not a curated record. NCBI's taxonomy places the organism in Eukaryota, Metazoa, Chordata, Actinopteri, Salmoniformes, Salmonidae. The transcript is spliced from 2 exons.